UUUGACGUUUACUUUAAAAAACAUAACCUGGAUGUGUCAGUGUCAGAUUUACACAAAUGUUAUUUUACUGAGCAAUGUUGUAUAAUACCGCUAUAAUUUUCUUCCGAUAAUAAGAAUAGUCAUACUUUAUUUUCAGCACUAUAAGUUAAAUCAAAUUAAGUUAAAGAAUAAAUCCUCAUUGUCUGCAUGUCAAUGCAAUUUCUUGAAAUUCAGUUUAUUUUUUUUACCCUUAAAUGGACGGCAUUUGAAAACAGUGUUAUUAAAAACUUUAUUGUAGUUAUGUUAAAUAUGUUACAUUAAAUCGAUCAGUAUUUUUAUAUUCGGUUCGCAUAAAAUCAUAAAGAAUGUUGUCUGAAAUUCCCAAAGAAUUUAAAUGGUAUCUCAAGCAUUGUCAAAGUUUAAGAAGAAUCAUCCAGGAGACUCAAUCAUCAUUAAAUGAUAUUAAUCAUGUUCUGCAAAUUGGAAUAUUUUUAGGGGAUAUAUGUGAGCAGACAUUUACAGAUGCUCUCGAACAACUGGCUGUAAAAAUAGAGCGCGAACCACUUUUGCUGAUUUUUGGGCAGUCCUGUCAUGCUAAAGCUCUAUUUGUUAAUAUAUUACUUGGACAAAACAUCCUCCCUACUGCCAGCUCUCAAUGGAGACAUGUGACAAUAAAGUAUGGUCCUACUAAAAGCAUUCACCUGACUCUUGGAAACGAAAUUGAAAUUGUAGAAAAUCUAAAAGCGCAUGAAGGCUUUUGGGAUUGCAUUCCUGAAGAGGAUCUUCGAAGAGGUGAUAAUGAAAGCUUGUUGGAUCACUGCCCUUCAUUGGAAGUUAUUUUAAAACAUAAUGUUUUAAAAGAAAAUGUCAAAAUCUUAAUACCGCCGGACUGUUCGCCCAAUGAAUUAGGUGAAGUAUUAGAAAAAGUAAUGGAAAACAUUUUACCUGUGAUAGUAUAUGCUGUUUCUGAGAAUCAAUUAAGUGAUUUGAAUAUUCAAGAAAUAAGAAAUUUAAAAACUAUUUACGAAAUACCAUUUCUCUUUGUUAGUUUAGCAGAUAAUUGUAAUUUGGAGGCAAAAAUUUCAUCCAUGAGUACUGAAUCUUUAACUGAAUCAGAAAAACAUGUAGUUGAAAGCUGCAAUCAAGCAAGUGAUAUAAAGUUAGGUUGUUUAAGAGACCAGCUUAUUAGGCUAGGAUAUAUUAAUAGUGAGCUUGAUUCUGACAAGACUGAUGAAUUGCUAAGUAAAAAAUCAUUUUGCCUUGAUUGUUCUCUGGAUAAUGAUUUUAUGAGUGAUAAAUUAAUUAAUGAUAAAUUUAAUUUAUUUAUUAGAAAUAUUUUAAAGUCCACUGUACUAAAAUUGGCAGGGUGUCUAAGUCAGAUACACAGCGAUUAUUUAAGAAAAUUUAUUCUUUGUGCCUUUGAUAUGGCUAGAGAAAUUCAAAUAACACCUAGAAGAAUUUUAUAUGCCCAGGACAUUGAAUACAAGCUGUAUAAAACUUUGAUGAAAAUAGCUUGUGAACAGCAAGAAGAAAUUACUGCAAUUAUACAAAGCACUCUUCAGGAAAUAAAGUCUAAUGUUGCUGAAGUUUUGGAGGAAUACAGUUCAACGAGUUCAACACAAACCUCACCAAAAGUUGUUACAAUGGAAAUCCAACAGCUAGUACUAAAAAGACUGAGUACAUCAGUGGCAAACAGGAUAGUGAAAUCAGUUGGUUGUCUUCAAGAAAGCUUUACUGGUACAUUAAAAAGAUGUUUGGAAAGUUUAGAGAGGAACUGUCACGAAUUAGAGGGCAAUUUAUCUGCUUCAGAUGCUGUAAAACAAAUCGUUUCUGCAGCGUAUAACAUCGAAUUAAAAACGCCCACAUCAUUCUCUGUAGUUCACACAUUCGUCGACCGUUUGAGGGCUUUGUUAAAUACAUUCACAUCACCUUGGUCUUCCAAUUCUCAAGUUCACUGUAAUCUACAGUGGCAACUCCAAGUAGUUACAAACAUGAUUGAUUCCUUAAGUGCCUCAAAACUAGCCAAAACUAUUUCAUUACAGUUCCAAGAACAUGUCAAAUCAUCACAUGAAUCUUUUCAAUCUGCAAUGAGAAGUUUAGAAAAUCAAUUGUCUGGUCAGCUGGAACACACGGAAGAACAGAGGAUUGCUAUUAGAAAAAGACAUGCCCCCAGAUUUGCCAGGCUGGCUUUAGAAAGCACAUCACUGUGUGACUUGGUAAGAUGGGGCAUGCCUAAACAAAUAAAGGAAAUAGGGCGAGGACAGUAUGGUGUUGUGUCGUCUUGUGAACCAUGGGGUAAUAUAAACCCUUGUGCUUUUAAAUCUGUUGUUCCACCUGAUGACAGACACUGGAACGACCUGGCAAUGGAAUUUUAUUACACUAGAACGAUUUUGGAACAUCCCAGAAUCGUAAAAUUAAGAGGAUCUGUGAUUGAUUACAGUUAUGGUGGCGGUAGUUCCCCGGCAGUACUAUUAAUAAUGGAGCGGAUGAUAAGAGAUUUAUACUGCGGUUUGCGGAAUGGUUUAUCCUGGCAAACCCGAUUACGCAUAGCUAUUGACGUUAUUGAAGGCAUUAGAUACUUACAUUCCCAAGGUCUUGUCCACAGAGAUAUAAAACUUAAAAAUGUUUUAUUGGAUAAUGAAGAUCGUGCCAAAUUGACAGAUUUUGGGUUUUGCAUACCUGAAGCCAUGAUGUCAGGCAGUAUAGUGGGUACUCCAGUUCAUAUGGCUCCAGAAUUGUUAAGUGGAAGGUAUGACUCAAGUGUGGAUGUGUAUGCAUUUGGAAUAUUGUUUUGGUACAUUUGUGCUGGUCAAGUGAAAUUGCCUACUCAUUUUGAUCAGUUUCAAAACAAAGAACAGUUGUGGAACAGUGUGAGAAAAGGUAUAAGACCUGAAUGUCUAUCAUAUUUCAACCGAGCAUGUUGGAAUCUUAUGGAACAAUGUUGGGCUGCUGAGCCGAGCGAUAGGCCUCUUUUAGGCUACGUACAGCCUCAACUAGAGCAGAUUUAUAAAAAUGCAAUUCUUGAAUCAAACCAAGGCAAGUCUAUUUAUCACACAAAACCAAUUCUGUUUUAUCAGUACCCAGAGGAAUGUCCACAACAUAGUUAUUUAGAUUAUAGAGAAUAUUAGCUGGACUAAAUUGCCUAUUCCUAAAAAGAAGAGGAUAUAAAGUCUAUUAUGUUGUGUAUAUUUUUUGUAAAUAUAUUUUUUUAUUGUCUAAUUUAAAAUUUUAUAUCACUAUUUUUAAUAAAUGUUA
Messenger RNA from Sitophilus oryzae (rice weevil), 3234 nucleotides. RefSeq names its product dual serine/threonine and tyrosine protein kinase-like. Gene Ontology annotation, biological process: protein phosphorylation. Bases 345 to 3107 code for a protein of 920 amino acids. NCBI's taxonomy places the organism in Eukaryota, Metazoa, Arthropoda, Insecta, Coleoptera, Curculionidae. The transcript is spliced from 12 exons. The record is from RefSeq and is a predicted model, not a curated record. Gene Ontology annotation, molecular function: protein kinase activity; ATP binding.